Messenger RNA from Lactuca virosa, 944 nucleotides. The record is from the annotation of a GenBank genome assembly. NCBI's taxonomy places the organism in Eukaryota, Viridiplantae, Streptophyta, Magnoliopsida, Asterales, Asteraceae.
AUGGUGAGAUACGGUAAAUCCGAAAGCGUGACGUGUCGUCAUCUGAGGAAGACGUGUUUAGCUUUUAGACAUCCACCGACCCGACCCGACCCGUUUAUCAGGACAACGAUUUGGAUCUUACCCUGCUUUCGAUCAUUCGACAAUCGCUGCAGCUCAGGGGCUCGUGGGGCUCCUGUACACCAUCAGACCAUGAACACACAAGGGCAAACAGUUAUGUAUGCCAGGGGUGGUAGGCGAAGGAAGGUACUUGAUGUGGACCUCAAUGACACUCCACCAAAUGAAGACCAUGAGCAAGUGGAAGGAUCUUCACCACCUGUUCCAAUCGAUGUUGAGGAGCUGGAUGAUGAUGUUAUCAUUUCAUCACCAAGAGCUUUUGAACAAGCUAGAAACAGUUCUCGAAGAAUUGCAAGAAGAACUUCGGUGAUUGAUGUGGAAUCAGAGGAAGUUGGUAACCACCGCAACCAAAGAAGAAGAGUUCAACCAGAGCCACAAGUCCUGAGUGGCGGCCUGUAUGUGAUUUGGGAAGGAAGUAGCAGUUCCAUGGAGGAGAGAGCAUCACUACCAUCGCUGCCGCCGCCGCCUGAGCCGACUUUCAACUGUCCGGUUUGCAUGGGACCAUUAGUUGAGGAGGGAACUCAUCAGGAUCUACCUUCCUUCCACCUCUUAAGUCUUAACCUCAGGUCAUCGUGUGCUUUGUUGUGGGAUUGCAGAGAUGGACGGGGAAGUAUACUUGAAGGAGCAUAGGUUUUGUUUUGCACCCGGGGUUCCUUGUGGUGUUGAACAUCUCUCUUUUUAGUGUUUUCCUUUUGUUCUGUGCAGCUUAAGCAUAUUUAAUUAGAGCGUUUUCCUAACAGAUAAAUAUCAAAUGUUGUAUUUGGAUUUUAAACUCAAAUGGUUCCCCUUCAUAUCUAAUUUUACUAGAUGUGUAACAGGUUUCUAUGGCA